AUGGCCCCCAGUUUGAGGUUGCGUCAGUGGUCCAGCGUCAGAAACCAGAACCGCCAAUCCUCACUGAGAAUGGAAGGGCUCGACGACUCGCUCCUUCCUGCACUGGGUGACUCGACCUCAUUGAAUGUGGAGUGGGGUGGGGUGGAGUGGAGUGAGGGAAGGAAGCGCGCCUGUUGGCCCGGGCCGCUGGGCCACUGCAGGUCGUGA
Fusarium odoratissimum NRRL 54006 is the source of this 207-nucleotide messenger RNA. RefSeq lists its product as uncharacterized. The transcript has a single exon. The coding region runs from base 1 to 207 and encodes 68 amino acids. NCBI's taxonomy places the organism in Eukaryota, Fungi, Ascomycota, Sordariomycetes, Hypocreales, Nectriaceae. The record is from RefSeq and is a predicted model, not a curated record.